AGAGAGAGAGGGAGAGGGCAGGAUCCAGCCCCCCAGCACGCUGCCAUCUCCAGCUCUGCCUCCGUGUAAUCACAUAUAGAGAGUGGAGGAGGCGGACGGGUGCCCGGGCUGUGGGCACUGCUCAUCCCCACACUGGCUCUGAGGUGACAUCCCGUACACUGAGGUGACAUCCCGUACACUGAGGUGACAUCCCGUACACUGAGGUGACAUCCCGUACACUGUCACCUGGACAAGCGGGGAGCGCGUCAUCCGACCGAGCAGGAAGUAGUGGGAGGCUGCACGGCCGGGGACAUGGGCUAGAGGAGAGCUGCCUCACCAGAGCUGUCCAGCAUGGCAGCAUCCAGCAACUCCAGCCUCUCGGGCUCCUCACUGUCCUCAGAUGCAGAGGAGUACCAGCCCCCAAUUUGGAAAUCAUACUUAUAUCAGCUGCAACAAGAAGCACCAAGGCCCAGAAGAAUCAUAUCACCACGAGAGGUAGAGAAUAGACCAAAGCACUAUGGAAGAGAGUUCCAUGGCAUCAUUUCUCGGGAACAGGCAGAUGCAUUGCUAUGCUCUGCAGAAGGAUCAUACCUCAUCAGAGAAAGUCAAAGGCAACCCGGCUGCUACACAUUGGCCUUAAGGUUUGGUCACCAAACAUUGAACUACAGACUUUUCUAUGAUGGAAAGCACUUUGUGGGAGAGAAGAGAUUUGAGUCAAUACAUGACUUGGUAACUGAUGGCCUUAUUACCUUGUAUAUAGAAAAUAAAGCUGCAGAAUAUAUUGCAAAAAUGACAACCAACCCUAUUUAUGAACAUAUUGGAUACGCGUCUUUAGUAAAAGAAAAGGAUUCCAGAAGACUAAGCCGAAAAAAGAAUGAAUCAAAGCGGGGUCACGUGUCUAAUGGCGGAAAUAGUUCUGUGGAAAAGAUCACCUCACUGGUCAGAAGAGCAGCCCUGACGCAGAAUGACAACCAUUUCAACUACGAGAAAGCACACAACUUCAAGGUACACACAUUUCGGGGUCCACACUGGUGUGAAUAUUGUGCCAAUUUCAUGUGGGGUCUCAUCGCACAGGGAGUCAGGUGUUCAGAUUGUGGGUUAAAUGUACAUAAACAGUGUUCCAAGUAUGUGCCCAAUGACUGCCAACCAGAUCUCAAGCGCAUCAAGAAAGUUUACAGCUGUGACCUGACCACUUUGGUGAAAGCACACAAUACUCCAAGGCCAAUGGUAGUGGACAUGUGCAUCCAAGAGAUUGAAAGCAGAGGCUUAAAGUCAGAAGGUCUGUACCGAGUUUCGGGUUUUACUGAGCACAUUGAAGAUGUAAAAAUGUCAUUUGAUCGAGAUGGCGACAAGACUGAUAUCUCCAGUGCUAUCUAUCAAGACAUAAAUAUCAUCACUGGGGCACUGAAAUUAUAUUUCAGGGAUUUACCAAUUCCAGUGAUCACAUAUGACACAUAUUCCAAAUUUAUUGAAGCAGCAAAAAUAUCCAACCCAGAUGAAAGAUUGGAAGCAAUACAUGAAGCACUGAUGCUCCUGCCUCCUGCACAUUUCGAAACUCUUAGGUACCUUAUGAUCCACCUGAAAAAGGUAACACAAAAUGAGAAGGACAAUCUGAUGGGGGCAGAAAACCUUGGCAUUGUCUUUGGCCCAACCCUGAUGAGACCCCCAGAGGAGAAUGCCAUGACCUCAUUAAAUGAUAUGCGGCAUCAGAAGCAAGUUGUGCAAAUACUGAUACAGAAUGAAGAUGUUUUAUUCUGAACAUAUGAAGGAUUGCUUUUUGCAGUUAUUGCUUUAGACAACCUGAAGCAGCAAAAAGAUUCGUAGUAACAAGUUCACUCGCUGAACUUUAGUAUCUGCUUUACCGCAGAUACAGCACAUGCCAAAUGAUCUGAUGUAGCAUAUGUCUCAUAGACAUAUAAACAUAUCUCCUUUAGAAAAGGAGGAAGAUUUAGAAAGAUAAUCCAGCCAAGAUGUUUCUGUACUUUUGCCUUUUAAAUAUAUUUUAAAGAAACACAAGUCCUCUUGCUCUACAACCUCUUAGGGCAUGCUGGGGGUUGUCAUUUUGCAAAUGCUAAAGAGCCCCUGGUUUGAGAUCACUGUCUUGUCCUGGUUAAAAAAAAAUUUGUAAUAGUAUGGGUUAUCCAGGAAAAAAACUUUUUUAUAUAUAUCAACUGGCUCCAGA
Hyla sarda is the source of this 2161-nucleotide messenger RNA. It is a transcript of the gene CHN2, whose product is annotated as chimerin 2. The coding region runs from base 331 to 1737 and encodes 468 amino acids. Lineage: Eukaryota; Metazoa; Chordata; Amphibia; Anura; Hylidae. Gene Ontology annotation, molecular function: GTPase activator activity. The transcript has 13 exons. Gene Ontology annotation, biological process: regulation of small GTPase mediated signal transduction; positive regulation of GTPase activity; signal transduction. The record is from RefSeq and is a predicted model, not a curated record.